Molecule: messenger RNA, 2874 nt
Organism: Chelonia mydas (Green sea turtle)
Lineage: Eukaryota; Metazoa; Chordata; Testudines; Cheloniidae
Gene: ZFX
Product: zinc finger protein X-linked
Exons: 9
Coding region: 166-2607 (813 amino acids)
Biological process (GO): regulation of DNA-templated transcription
Cellular component (GO): nucleus
Molecular function (GO): metal ion binding; DNA-binding transcription factor activity, RNA polymerase II-specific; RNA polymerase II cis-regulatory region sequence-specific DNA binding
Source: RefSeq, a predicted model, not a curated record
CCGCUUCCACUCAGCUCCGAGCUCGGCCCCUCCCUCCCCUCCCGCCCGCCCCGCCGCAGCCACCGCCGCCGAGCUCGGCCCAGUCGCGCUGCGAGAGGCCGCCCCGAGCCGAGCGCCGCCGCCCGCCACCCCGCACGGCACUGUGACUGAUGAGAAUUAAAGGCCAUGGAUGAAGAUGGACUUGAACUGCAGCCACAUGAGCCAAACGCGUUUUUUGACCCAACAGGGUCUGAUGCAGCACAUAUGGAUGGAGAUCAGAUUGUUGUGGAAGUGCAAGAAACAGUAUUUGUUUCAGAUGUGGUGGACUCAGACAUAACUGUGCAUAACUUUGUUCCUGACGAUCCAGAUUCUGUAGUCAUCCAAGAUGUCAUUGAGGAUGUUGUUAUUGAGGAUGUUCAGUGUUCAGAUAUCAUGGAGGAGGCAGAUGUGUCUGAAACUGUCAUUAUUCCUGAACAAGUGCUGGGCACAGAGGUAGCAGAUGAAGUUUCUUUAGCACACUGCACUGUUCCAGAUGAUGUUUUAGCUUCUGACAUAGCAGCAGCAGCAUUGUCUAUACCAGAACAUGUACUGGCAAGUGAAUCAAUGCAUGUACCUGAAGUUGGGCAUGUGGAACAUGUGGUUCAUGAUAAUGUUGUAGAAGCAGAAAUUGUCACCGAUAGUCUGGGAGAAGAUGUAGUUUCUGAAGAAGUGUUGGUAGCAGACUGUGCCUCAGAAGCAGUGAUUGAUGCCAAUGGAAUCCCUGUGCAGCACCAAGAUGAUAAGGGCAACUGUGAAGAUUACCUUAUGAUUUCCUGCUGUCUUCAUCAACAACCUGGGAGUAAAGAGCUAUUUUCUCUUGAGGAGAUUCUUAAAGUGGAUGAUACUGGAAAGAUAGAACAUGAAGGUUCUGCUGAAAUUACCAUGGAAGCAGAGUCAGAAAGUGAUCCGUGUAAAGUGGACAGCAUUUGUCCAGAAGUCAUCAAAGUAUAUAUCUUCAAAGCUGAUCCUGGAGAAGAUGAUUUAGGAGGCACGGUAGACAUUGUGGAGAGUGAAUCUGAGAAUGAUCAUGGAGUGGGACUACUUGAUCAAAACAGUGUUCGUAUUCCAAGAGAAAAAAUGGUUUACAUGACUGUAAAUGAUUCUCAGCAUGAAGAUGAAGAUUUAAAUGUUGCAGAAAUUGCUGAUGAGGUUUACAUGGAAGUGAUUGUAGGGGAGGAAGAUGCAGCAGUGGCCCAUGAACAGCAAAUUGAUGACACUGAAAUUAAAACUUUUAUGCCCAUAGCUUGGGCAGCAGCUUAUGGUAAUAAUACUGAUGGGAUUGAAAGCCGGAAUGGCACCGCAAGUGCUCUCUUGCACAUAGAUGAGUCUACUGGACUUGGGAGACUAGCUAAACAAAAACCAAAGAAAAGGAGGAGACCUGAAUCCAGGCAGUACCAAACAGCAAUAAUCAUUGGCCCUGAUGGUCAUCCUUUGACUGUCUACCCUUGCAUGAUUUGCGGAAAGAAGUUUAAAUCCAGAGGUUUCUUGAAAAGGCACAUGAAAAACCAUCCAGAGCACCUUCUUACGAAGAAGAAAUACAGAUGCACGGACUGUGAUUACACUACCAAUAAAAAAAUAAGUUUACAUAACCACCUGGAGAGUCACAAGCUGACUAACAAAACAGAAAAGCUUAUUGAAUGUGAUGAGUGUGGGAAAAGCUUCUCUCAUGCAGGAGCUUUAUUUACUCACAAGAUGGUGCAUAGGGACAAAGGAGCCAACAAAAUGCAUAAGUGCAAAUUCUGUGAUUAUGAGACAGCAGAACAAGGGUUACUGAGUCGUCAUCUUCUGGCUGUCCACAGCAAGAACUUUCCUCAUAUUUGUGUAGAGUGUGGCAAGGGAUUUCGUCAUCCAUCAGAGCUCAAGAAGCACAUGCGGAUCCAUACUGGUGAAAAGCCAUAUGAGUGCCAGUAUUGUGAUUAUAGGUCUGCUGACUCUUCUAAUUUGAAAACUCAUGUAAAGACUAAACAUAGUAAGGAAAUGCCAUUCAAGUGUGAUAUUUGUUUUCAGACUUUUUCAGAUACCAAAGAACUGCAGCAGCAUAUACUUAUACAUCAAGAAAGCAAAACACAUCAGUGUUUGCAUUGUGACCACAAGAGCUCAAACUCAAGUGAUUUGAAGCGGCAUAUAAUUUCAGUACACACAAAGGAUUACCCUCACAAGUGUGAUAUGUGUGAUAAAGGCUUUCAUAGGCCCUCAGAACUGAAAAAACAUGUGGCAGCCCACAAGGGUAAAAAAUUGCACCAGUGCAGACAUUGUGACUUUAAGAUUGCGGAUCCGUUUAUUCUAAGUCGCCACAUUCUCUCAGUUCACACAAAGGAUCUUCCAUUCAGGUGUAAGAGAUGUAGAAAGGGGUUUAGGCAACAAAAUGAGCUUAAAAAACACAUGAAAACACACAGUGGCAGGAAAGUUUAUCAAUGUGAGUACUGUGAGUAUAGCACUACAGAUGCCUCAGGCUUCAAACGGCAUGUUAUUUCUAUUCAUACAAAAGACUACCCUCACCGUUGUGAAUACUGCAAGAAAGGUUUCAGAAGGCCUUCAGAGAAAAACCAGCACAUUAUGCGGCAUCACAAAGAUAUUGGGCUGCCUUAAAGUCUCUUUUACAGACUUAUGGCUUGGAGUUGUAAAGGAUAUUGCUUUUCAGGCAGUCAGCUUAUUUUAAAGCCAAUCACCUGCGAUCACAAAAAAAUAAAAAAAUAAAAAAUACUGUGCAUUUGAUUUAUUGCUGUAUACAAAUAGGAUUAUUGCUUCUAGUUGACUUUUAUACAUUUUGUUCAAUAGCGUGUUCUAAAUUCUAUUCAGUUUGUUUAAUAAAUGAGGAAAAGAUGGCAACAAUAAAGUUGCAUUUAAUAAAGUAAA